Molecule: messenger RNA, 1032 nt
Organism: Cylindrotheca closterium
Lineage: Eukaryota; Bacillariophyta; Bacillariophyceae; Bacillariales; Bacillariaceae
Source: the annotation of a GenBank genome assembly
AUGGCGGCUAUAGACUUAUCGGCCAACGCCAGAACUCUCCAUGAGAGCUUUUGUAGGUUUUCUUUGACUGCUUGCUGUCAAGUACCUCCAGCAUCAGUUUCGAGGAUGAUGAGUUCUCCGGACGUGAUUCUCGGUGCCAGAAAGUUUGAGAAUGAUUUUUUAUGCAAUAAGGCUUCGGGCCUUCAUCCUUCAGAAGUCUCUCCUAUUACUGAGACACUCGGGUUAGAUCACGUUUCGUACAACUGGGGCAGUUCUACAAACGACAACUAUCAAUCUGAAAACGAUUACGAUCUUGGCAUCUUCGCCUCAAUUAGACAACAAUUGGAUUAUGAAUAUCACUCCUACUACAAAGCACCAAGACGGCGAUUGCAAGAUGACAUAAUUGAAUCCUUCCUUUCGGAUCAUCCUAUAGAUGAUACAAACAGCAGUGAUCAGUGGAUCAUCUUUACUGCAGGUUGUAUGGGAGCAGGAAAGACGCAUACGUUGCGAGAACUAUCCAAGGAUGAUAUCUUCUCAUUUGAUCUAAACUCGUUUGUCUCGGUAGAUCCAGACGAGAUUCGAAGUCAACUUCCUGAGUACAGAGUUUAUAUUGAAAAGGACCCGCUCCAUGCAGGUGAAUUCACCCGCAAAGAAGCUGGAAUGUUGGUGGAAAUUCUUACCGAGGAAGCCCUGGAACGCGGAAACAAUGUACUAGUCGACGGAUCACUGAAAGACGCGGUUUGGUACAAGGCAUACUUUGAGAUGCUCAGGCAUAAGUAUCCGCGGAUAAAGAUUGGAAUCAUUCAUGUGACUGCUCCUGUGGAAGACAUUCUGCAACGAGUUGAGCAAAGAGCACAGACCACGGGACGAAGGAUACCGAUGGACGUGCUCGUUGAGAGCAUGGUACAAGUACCAAAAUCUGUCAAUGAACUUUGCCGUGAUGCCGAUCUCUUUCUCGAAGUUGACAACAGCUCUGGGAAUGACAUCAGAUUUACGAGGGUCAAAGGCAUGGAGAGCUUGAAUCCGGGAAACCACAAAAUCAAGGUUCAGUGA